GGCUGGCCGCCAUCUUGUUGUUGAUCGGCUCUCAGUGGGCAGCGCCAGGAGCUGGACCGAGCGGCCGGUGAGGGCCGCUGCUGCGGGGCUCAGCCACCUGCGCUGCCGACCAGGGGGCGGGCUGAAACUCGGAGGCCCGGGGGGCCCAGCUCCCAUAGGGAGCUGUGGGCACCCGCUGCCCAGGCGGGGCCGGACAGAAUAAUAAGCUGAACAGAAUCAGACCAUUGGCUUUCAGCUCACGAGGACCUUCUACCUAGUUCUCUUUGUGGCCCAUGUGCUGCAUCCUCUGCCCUCAGUGUGCAACUGGCCCCCAACGCAAUGUGUGUUUGUCAAACCAUGGAAGUGGGGCAGUAUGGCAAGAACGCAAGUCGGGCUGGAGACAGGGGAGUCCUCCUGGAGCCCUUCAUCCACCAAGUGGGCGGACACAGCAGCAUGAUGCGUUAUGAUGACCACACUGUGUGCAAGCCCCUCAUCUCCCGGGAACAGCGCUUCUAUGAGUCCCUUCCUCCUGAAAUGAAGGAGUUCACCCCUGAGUACAAAGGGCAGUCUAGGAGGGAAGAGGGAAGCACUUCUUCGGCCCCAGAGGAGGAUAGAUGCGUGGUAUCUGUCUGUUUUGAGGGAGACAGUGAUGGUUACAUCAACUUGGUGGCUUACCCUUAUGUGGAAAGUGAGACUGUGGAACAGGAUGACACACCAGAACGGGAGCAACCCCGGCGCAAACACUCCCGGCGGAGCCUGCACCGAUCAGGCAGUGGUAGUGACCACAAAGAGGAGAAAGCCAGCCUAUCUCUUGAGACCUCUGAGAGCUCCCAGGAGGCAAAGAGUCCAAAAGUGGAGCUUCACAGCCACUCUGAUGUCCCUUUCCAGAUGCUAGAUGGCAACAGUGGUCUGAGUUCUGAGAAAAUCAGCCACAAUCCCUGGAGCCUGCGCUGUCACAAACAACAGCUGAGCCGCAUGCGCUCUGAAUCCAAGGACCGAAAGCUCUACAAGUUCCUCUUGCUUGAGAAUGUGGUGCACCACUUUAAGUACCCCUGUGUGCUGGAUCUAAAGAUGGGAACCCGGCAACAUGGUGAUGAUGCAUCAGCCGAGAAGGCAGCCCGGCAGAUGAGGAAGUGUGAGCAGAGCACAUCAGCUACACUAGGUGUCAGGGUCUGUGGUAUGCAGGUGUACCAGCUGGACACAGGGCAUUACCUCUGCAGGAACAAGUACUACGGUCGUGGGCUGUCCAUCGAAGGCUUCCGCAAUGCCCUCUAUCAGUAUCUGCACAAUGGCCUGGACCUGCGACGUGACCUUUUUGAGCCUAUUCUGAGCAAACUGCGGGGACUGAAAGCUGUGCUAGAGCGGCAGGCCUCCUACCGCUUCUACUCCAGUUCCCUGCUUGUCAUCUAUGAUGGCAAGGAGUGUCGGUCUGAGAUGCGUCUCAAGCACCUGGACAUGGGGCUCUCUGAGGUGGCAUCAUCUUGUGGCCCUAGUACCAGCCCCAGCAGCACCAGCCCUGAGGCAGGUCCCUCCUCACCACCUAAAGUGGAUGUCCGCAUGAUUGACUUUGCACACAGCACAUUCAAGGGCUUUCGGGAUGACCCCACUGUGCAUGAUGGGCCAGACAGAGGCUAUGUAUUUGGCCUAGAGAACCUCAUCAGCAUCAUGGAACAGAUGCGGGAUGAGAACCAGUAGGCCCCGUUCUCGGAGCCUAGAAACCCCUUCCUCUCCACCCGCAGGCAGGGACCAUUGCUCUGAACUCACCGUGAGGACACACAGACUUGCUUUUAAAGGGUUAUAUUUCUCUUUGGUGUAAACUAAAAGAAAUGUUUUUAGCUGUAGCCUGGAAUCCAUAUAUAUAAAGUGAAGGAGGGCAAAAUAUAUGUCCUCUCUGCCAGGCUCCUUAGUUCUAUGGCUCUGACUGCUGUGUCCUGGCUGACUUAGUGAGGAAGAGGUGCUCCUGGUGGGCUUGACAGCAGGGACAGGAUGCCCUUGGACAUCGGUUUUUCUUACCUAGGUCUUAGGGGUCUGUGGCUGCAGGGCCCUCCUAAUUGUCAGGUGAAGCCCUGGGCUGGUGCAGGGUCCCCCUCCUCCCCACCCCCCGUUUCCCCCCACCAUGCCCACUUAUCCCUUUUUCCUCAGAAGUAGAAGGGAUUUGGCUCCCAUCUCUUGGGGGCUUCCCAGUUUUGUGGUGUGGAUGUCAGUUAACUCUUUAAUAGAUGCCCUCAGGGCACCACAGUCUUGCACACAGCUGGAUCUAUCCUUCUUGGGUUUGACCUUAGCGUGGGACUAGAUUAAUGAAGCUGGGCUAAAGCCAACUCUUGGCAGAGGGCAGGCCCUAGGUUCCAUAGGCACCUACUAGCACGAGAACCUCCUCUGCCUGCAACCUCAGCCAGCUUCUCUCACCAAGAUCCCUUGCCUAAGGAGGCACCCCUUUCUGCCUCACUGAAGGGAGUCACAGCUCUGUUUGCCAAGAAGAAUGGGUAUCCUAGUAUGCCUCAGGGCCUCUCGUGGCUCUGGCCCAGACAGUAUUUGCAGUUCUUGUGUUGUGGGUGGGAAUCUUCCUCCUCUAGUUUGGGCAGCUGUGCUGCCACUGGAUGGGGUUCUCCCAGGGCUCUAGGGCUGUGGUCCACUCAGGGUCUCACAUUUCCACAGGCCAAGCUCAAGGCAGCAGCCCUUUGUGAGGCAUUCCAGGACCUGGGCCUGGAAGGAGAACUUUAAGCUUGUCUGUUCAUAGGGACAUUGUCUGGGCUCUAAGUUCAGGUACUCAGAUUCUUCUAAUGAGAGCUUUGUCUGAUGAAUCCUGGGGUUCAUUAGUUUAUCUGUGUGUCCACCUGCCAUCCCCCAUCUUUUAAGAUCCUGCCCUAGAGUGUAGCCUUGCUCAUUAGUGCAUAUUGAUUUCCUCCUUGAUUUCCUCAGCAAAAAACUCUUAUUUCUGAGGUGAGCUUUUGUCCCUUUGCCCUCCCUCUGCAGGUGCUACCUUUUUAUAAAGACUUGGUAGCAGAAAGAAUUGUAGGUGGAGUUUCCCUGCUGACCCAGCACCUUUCUGUGGGCCUCAAGUAUGACCCUCAACACUGACAGUGGGGCAGUUAAGGCUCAAGGGUUGACUCUGCAUUCUCAUGUUUUUUGUCAUUUUUGCUGCCAGCCCUUAGUGGCACAGAAACCUCUAAAAUAGGAUGUGACACUGAACUCAGCCAUUGCCAAGGUUAAUACCCUGUUUUCUGAGCCUAGGGUCAAUGUCAUUGUCACUUUUGGUAGGUUCCUGUUGUAGCAUUAAAAGUAAGCCAGCUAGCCUGUGUCUGUGAGAGGCCUUGGUAACUGAUAGAAUAAUUUGCAGCCUCUUAAAUGGACUCCUUACAUGAGAGAGUGGAUCCCAUCUCUCAGUCCUCUGACCCUGGUGCCAGUCUGGGGUAGGUUCCCAUUCCUUGGGCCUGGGAGGUGCAACUUGUCUGUUUCUGGUCAAAAAUGACCACUUCUGUGCUAUACCAUUUUGUGGCUUCAGUCAUGGGGGUGGUAGCUGUUAGACAGUCAUUCCCUGGUAGGCUAGAGGAUAAAACAAAGGCUUUGGAGCCAUUCAGGACUGACUGGGGGUGUCCUGUGCCUCCCAAGUUCUAGAUUAUGGGAGCAAACUUUUCCCCACUCUGUUGCUCCUCACAGCAAGGGAGCAUGUCCCCACUUAUAUAGUGUUUGGCAGUAAAGAGUGGAAAGGCCUGGAAUUUGCUGCUUCUCCCCCAGGGCAGGGCCCCUCUUUUCAGCACUUUGAACCUGGAGACCCAUCCUUGUUAUCUGAUGGUGAUGGGCAAGUGGGUGUGCAUACUUAACUGCCACUGCUCUUUUUCCCUGCCCUGGGUCAGAGGGCCCUGUCCCUGCCAGACCCUGCCUUCUCAGCCCUAACUUGGGACCAAAGUGCAACAAUGGGAUCAUGGGUUUGGAGGUGCCGAGGUGACUCCUCUCUGUUGUGCUUCCCUGGGCCAAGUCCACACCAGCAGAGGGAGGGGAGGCGUGAUAGGUGGUGCUUAAAAGAGGAAGGGGACCACUAUAGCUAGGGACCCCUACCCCCUUCUCCCUCUGUGGGCCUAUGCAGUGGGCGUGGGGAUUCCCACCAAGGGGCCAGGGGGUCCUGUGCUAGUUCAGUUGCCGCUGUUCAUGCUUUCACACCUGGCCACAUGCACGUUCCCUAGAUUCAGAUUGCUUUGAACUUUAAAGCCGUACAAUUUGGUUAUGUUUGUGCCGAUUUAAAUAACUUAAUGAGAAAAAAAAAGGACAACCCUAGGAAAGGCUUAAUUCUUUCGCUUCUCGGGGAACUGUAAGACCUCGCGUUCUGUGAAUCGCUCCCUGCUGCCCUUUCCUGGAAGCCAAGCCUGUCCACACCGGCCGGCAGAGGCCUGCAUCACGUGGCUCCGGCCGUAGUUGCGCAUUUUCUCAGAAGCUUGCGUGUGGGGGAGGGGAGUGCUUGGGCUGAGCCCUCCCCUUUCUGUACACCUGGCGCUGCCCACCCUGCUUGUGUCUGAGGUCUUGUAUGUCAAAAUAAAGCCGCUAGAAACAGUC
Molecule: messenger RNA, 4527 nt
Organism: Otolemur garnettii (small-eared galago)
Lineage: Eukaryota; Metazoa; Chordata; Mammalia; Primates; Galagidae
Gene: IP6K1
Product: inositol hexakisphosphate kinase 1
Exons: 7
Coding region: 319-1674 (451 amino acids)
Biological process (GO): phosphatidylinositol phosphate biosynthetic process; inositol phosphate biosynthetic process
Cellular component (GO): nucleus; cytoplasm
Molecular function (GO): inositol hexakisphosphate kinase activity
Source: RefSeq, a predicted model, not a curated record